Messenger RNA from Rhipicephalus sanguineus (brown dog tick), 1041 nucleotides. RefSeq lists its product as uncharacterized. NCBI's taxonomy places the organism in Eukaryota, Metazoa, Arthropoda, Arachnida, Ixodida, Ixodidae. The record is from RefSeq and is a predicted model, not a curated record. The coding region runs from base 1 to 1041 and encodes 346 amino acids. The transcript has a single exon.
AUGGAUCGACUAAAAGGCAAGCGAUCGGCACGACGCGCGCAGAACACGAAGAUAAUUCAAGAAGCGCGACUCUUGCUUGACUCCGCUGACGUCGAGAUCGCGAAGCUCUCAGCUGUAAAGGAACGACUCGCGGCUAGCAACGACCAGCUCUCUCAGAUCGACGAGCUAUAUGAGCAGUAUAUUCCGACAGAGAAUAUCGAACAGGAAUAUACAGCUAUAGCUGAAUACCAGGAUGAAGCCGCUGGCAUCCUUGCUGAGCUACAGUGCCGAAUAUCCCAAAUGGAGAGAGAUCGGAACGGUCAUGCUCAAGCUCCCAGUGGUGAAAGCACAGAAGAACCGGCUUUCAGAAAUGAGGCUCCCGCAAGAUUCAUGGCGCCCCGGUUACCUCAGCUGCAUAUCCCAACGUUCAGAGGUGACAUCGCACAGUGGACAGGCUUUUGGGAGCAAUUCGAACAAGUUGUUCAUCUCAACAACGACCUGACGCCUUCCACUAAAUUCUAUUACCUGAAGAGUUUCCUAGCCGGUGACGCAGCAGCAGCGAUCGCGGGUUUGCCCACGACCGAAUCAUGUUACGCCGGCACUGUGGCUAUGUUGAAGGAACGAUUCGGCGACAAAACAUCGAUUAUUCAGCACCAUCUGACAGCUCUCAGGAAUCUUCCGAACGUGACAUCAGCCAACGACAUCCGCGGUUUUCAAAGAUUGUAUGAUGCCACGCAACUGAAUAUUCGCUGCCUUGGAGCCCUGAACGUGCCUACUCUGACAUAUUCAGCUAUGCUCGUCGACAUCUUGCAGCAGGCUCUACCACGUGACAUCAGUCUCUCCUUCACUCGUGGAAAACGAUACCGCGCCUUGACACAGUCAUCUGAUGUACGUGCUGCUCAAGUCUCUUCGUCGGGUUCACCAGCAGAUGCGUCAAGUGACUCUGAUGCCGAGCUGAAUGACCUUUUUGCUGUUCAUGCGGGUGGAGCUCGAAAGCAGAGAACAGCACGCACUGCCACGUCAGAGGCCUCUUUUGGACGAUCGCUUGGACCGGAGGCAUAG